This is a messenger RNA of Dovyalis caffra, 1497 nucleotides long. NCBI's taxonomy places the organism in Eukaryota, Viridiplantae, Streptophyta, Magnoliopsida, Malpighiales, Salicaceae. The record is from the annotation of a GenBank genome assembly.
AUGGUCAAUAUGCCUCUCUUUCUGUUACUCAAGGACGCAAGGAGUGUUUUCCGGAAGGAUGAGUUGGGGCUGGAGAUAGCACAAAUUGCAAUUCCUGCAGCACUUGCUUUAGCAGCAGAUCCUAUUGCUUCAAUAAUUGACACAGCAUUCAUUGGCCAUAUAGGCCCUGUGAAGCUUGCUGCCGUUGGGGUUUCUAUUGCUGUUUUCAAUCAAGUGUCCAAGAUUGCAAUAUUCCCACUUGUCAGUAUUACAACUUCUUUUGUUGCCGAGGAAGAUGCUACUGGAGGAUCGACUGCUGAAGAACAUGAAGAUGCAACACUUGAAGGCAGUUUUUCUGUCAAUAAAGAAGUGGAAGAGCUGUUGUCUAAAUCUGAGUCCACAUACAAAUCAUCAUCUAUGAGCAGUAGUUACACCAAAAGGGAGUAUGAGAGAAGGCAUAUUCCAUCUGCUUCUUCUGCUUUGCUUGUUGGUUGUGUUCUUGGAAUAAUCCAAGCUUUAUUCCUCGUUUUUUCUGCUAAACCAAUCCUGAACUACAUGGGUGUAAAUUCUGAUUCUCCAAUGCUAAUACCAGCAGAACGAUACUUGAUAUUGAGGUCACUUGGUGCUCCUGCUGUUCUUCUUUCCUUGGCUAUGCAAGGAGUUUUUCGAGGAAUUAAGGACACAAAAACUCCUUUAUAUGCUACCGUUAUUGGAGAUGCGGCAAACAUUGUUUUAGAUCCGAUAUUUAUAUUCAUAUUCCAAAUGGAUGUCAGUGGUGCAGCUAUUGCGCAUGUCAUUUCUCAGUACUUAAUCUGUGUAAUACUGUUGUGGAAAUUAAUUGAACACGUUGAUCUACUAUCACCAAGCAUUAAAGACCUCCAAUUUGGCCGAUUUCUCAAAAAAGGGUCUCUUCUACUGAUGAGAGUGAUAGCUGCAACAAUCUGUGUCACUCUGGCAGCAUCAUUGGCUGCAAGACACGGAUCAACAUCAAUGGCUGCGUUUCAGGUUUGCUUGCAGAUUUGGUUAGCAACCUCUUUGCUUGCUGAUGGUCUGGCUGUGGCUGGACAGGCAAUCCUAGCAAGUGCAUUUGCAAAGAAGGAUUAUGACAAAGCCAAGGCCACAGCUUCUCGUAUAUUACUGUUUGCUUUGGUCCUUGGUCUAGUGCUCUCGAUUUUCCUUUCAGUUGGAUUACAGUUUGCUUCAAGAUUGUUUACAGAAGACGUCAAUGUCUUGCACCUCAUUAGCGUGGGCAUUCCGUUUGUUGCAGCAACUCAACCUAUCAAUGUCUUAGCCUUUGUUUUUGAUGGAGUCAACUAUGGAGCGUCAGAUUUUGCAUAUUCUGCAUACUCAAUGGUUUUGGUGGCAAUAAUAAGCAUUCUUUGCUUAUUUACACUAUCCUCAAGUCAUGGUUAUGUUGGCAUCUGGGUUGCGUUAAACAUUUUUAUGAGUUCGCGUGCAUUUGCUGGUUUUUUAAGGAUAGGAACUGGUAUGGGGCCUUGGAACUUUCUUAAGAGCUGA